AUGGAAGACUUGCUGCAAUCGCUCGCCCGAGUCCAGGCUGGCCGGAGGAUUUGGGAAUAUCUUGAUCUACAAGACCAGUUUCAGGUGGCUCAGGUACACACGGCCUGGCUGCUGGACGUCCAAUGGUCCAUCUUCGGCGACAGCAUCCACCAGUUCAGUUGUGCAAGGGCGACCGACCUCAUUUGGGCUUUUCUUGUUCCUCGAGAUCGCAAAACCGUCCAAGCCGUACACGAGCUUUGGCAUAGCGAUAUUCGUUGGUUUGUUUACCAUGAAGGAGCAAACUAUGUUUCGAGUGAUGACACCCCCCGGGCAGCUGGUUAG
This is a messenger RNA of Symbiodinium sp. CCMP2592, 321 nucleotides long. The record is from the annotation of a GenBank genome assembly. Lineage: Eukaryota; Dinophyceae; Suessiales; Symbiodiniaceae.